UCCGACGAGUCACCCUUGCACACAAUGUCGGACGCCACGGCCACUGCGGAAAGAGGCGGCGACAACGAGGUCGCUCACGACUUCUCCCCGCUCCUCGUGGUCUACAGGAGCGGCCGCCUCGAGAGGCCCCUCAUCUUACCGCUCGUCACGACCGGCUGCGACGACGCCACGGGCGUCGUGUCCAAGGACGUGCCCGUCUCCCCCUCCUCCUUCGUGCGACUGUACCUCCCGGCCGGCGAGAAGUUGGUCAAGCUCCCCGUGGUCGUCUACUUCCACGGCGGCGGCUUCGUGAUCGGGUCGGCGGCCACAUGUGUGUACCAUCGCUGCCUCAACGACCUCGCCACCGCCUGCCCGGCCGUCGCCGUCUCCGUCGACUACCGCCUCGCUCCGGAGCACCUGCUCCCUGCCGCGUACGAGGACUCCCUCGCGGCUCUCAAGUGGGUGCUCUCGGCCUCCGACCCGUGGCUUGCCGCGCACGGCGAUCUCGCCCGCGUGUUCCUCGCCGGCGACAGCGCCGGAGGCAACAUCUGCCACCACCUCGCCAUGCACCCGGACAUGCGGGACGCGGGCCUCAGGGGCAUCGUGCUCAUCCACCCGUGGUUCUGGGGUAAGGAGCCCAUUAGCGGGGAGCAGGAGCACCGGAGAUCCGCGGGGCGCGCGGAGGGCCGGCAGGGAAAGAAGGGCCUCUGGGAGUUCGUGUGCCCUGACGCGGCGGACGGCGUGGACGACCCCAGGAUGAACCCGAUGGCGACCGGGGCGCCGGAGCUGGAGAACCUGGCGUGCGAAAAGGUAAUGGUGUGCGUGGCCGAGGGGGACCACCUGCGGUGGCGCGGGAAGGCGUACGCGGAAGCGGCGGCGCGGGCGAAGAAGGGGCCCGAGCCAGCGGUGGAGCUGUUCGAGUCGGAGGGGGUCGGGCACGUCUUCUACCUGCUGGAUCCCACAAUGGAGAAGGCCAAGGAGCUGCUCGGCAGGAUCGCGGCGUUCGUUGAUGCCGAGUGAGUGAUCGCGCUGCGAGCAUGAGUAGGAGAAGAUGCAUGCACGUCGCGAAGUGCCGACUCGUUCGUUUGCCGAGUGCCGCGCGUGCAGCCGACCAGAUGUGCACGUACGUAUAAUAGAAACGGACACUUGUGUAGCCGACCAGAUGCCUACUUACGUGUCAUGUUAUGGUGAAGGUGAUCAGCCAUGCCCAAAAUUUAUAUGCUGUGUCUGCUUCUUGCGAGUGCUGUCUCUGGAAGGAUUGGGAUUGAUCAAGUGAUGACAGGCUUG
Molecule: messenger RNA, 1266 nt
Organism: Phragmites australis (common reed)
Lineage: Eukaryota; Viridiplantae; Streptophyta; Magnoliopsida; Poales; Poaceae
Product: probable carboxylesterase 13
Exons: 1
Coding region: 25-999 (324 amino acids)
Molecular function (GO): hydrolase activity
Source: RefSeq, a predicted model, not a curated record